Nomia melanderi (Alkali bee) is the source of this 2020-nucleotide messenger RNA. The record is from RefSeq and is a predicted model, not a curated record. Lineage: Eukaryota; Metazoa; Arthropoda; Insecta; Hymenoptera; Halictidae.
CAUUGUUCGUACAGCAUUGUGUCUAUUUCUCUUCAAUUGGCACGUUAUAUCCGGCUUACUGAAAUUUUGGCCAGCAUACAAUUGUUGCAUCAAUCUGACAAUUUGUGACGAGUGAAGGUAUAUUUAAUAGUAUUCAACUGGUUUGUAAUCAUCUCAUACAACUAAUUGAAAUUUACUUGCAUCCUUGCUAAACAAUACAGUUUAAAAAUGGAAAAAUCAGCAUUAGCACAAGAGAAGGUAUGGUUCGACAAGCCAUCAUAUGACAAAGCAGAACGACUAUAUUUUGAAAAAAUGGCUAAGGUUGUAUCUCAUAAUAUAAUGGAAAGAUGCACCUACAAGUCUGAAAAGUCUGAAAAACCCGAAAAGCCUGAAAAAUUCGAAAAGUCUGAAAAGUCUGAAAAAUUUGAAAAGUCUGAAAAGUCUGAGAUUUCUGUGACUAAUGACUAUCACGCUAUUUUGAAUUGUAAUUCUUCUUUGCCAAAAACAAAACCUGAAAAAACUAAAGAUAAUAAAUUACUGAUUUCUGAAAACAUUCCAAAUGAUACUCUUAAGAAUCUUAAAACAAAAGUUGCAAAAUCGAAUAAAGAUGAAAAUGAAUGCAACAUACAAAAGAAUGAAAAUAUAGAAGAAAAACAAAAGACUGAUAAUGUAAAGAAUAACAAGAAAAAGAAGGAAGUCAAUUCUUUGAACGAUAUGUCUACAAAAUAUAAUACAGCAGAAGUAAAAGAAAAAAAGAACAAAGCAGAUACACGACAUAGAAAUAGAGGAAAAGGAAAAAAUGAUACUAUGGAAAUAAAAGAAAAUAGUACAUCGCUAAUCUGGAAUGAACAGCAAUUACCUAAUCAGGGAAAUCAACAAGCUACUAGUCCAGUCUUAUCCACUGGUGGAAGUUUAGCCAAUGAGGUUGCCAAGGCUCGUCAACAUAUUAAACAAUCUUUACAAUGUAUGGAUGAUAUUGCAGCUGUCGCGGGACUUACAACUCCACAUGAUAAUAAAAAGGAUAAUUUAGAUCAAGCCGUGGAAGAAUUAAGUAGUUUCAUUCAUAAAUUGGAGAAUCGUGUCAAAGACCUUGAAGACAAGGUUAAUCAAAUUCUAAAAGAAAAGUCUGACCCAGCUCCAAAAGAAACACAAGAAAAAGCUGAUGAUGACGAGGAUGUCGAUCUAUUUGGUUCAGACUCAGAGGGAGAGGAUGCUGAAGCUGCAAGAAUUAGGGAAGAAAGAUUGGCUGCAUACGCUGCAAAGAAAUCCAAAAAACCAGCGUUGAUCGCGAAAUCGAAUAUUAUAUUGGACGUGAAACCGUGGGGCAACGAGACAGACAUGAAGGCAAUGGAAACUGAAGUACGAAAGAUUGAGACCGACGGUCUUUUAUGGGGAGCUGCAAAACUUGUUCCCUUGGCUUUUGGUAUUCACAAACUUCAAAUUUCCUGCGUCGUGGAAGAUGAAAAAGUUUCGGUGGAUUGGCUCACAGAAGAGAUUCAACAAAUUGAAGAACAUGUUCAAAGCGUAGACAUUGCAGCUUUUAAUAAAGUAUAAAAAAAUUAACGAAACAUUUUUCGUAGAAGGUAUCUGACGGUUCUAAUUGCAAUCAAGCAUUGGUCUGUUGUGCCAUCUUUUCAUUCCACUAGCAAUAUCUACUUUGAUGAAGAAAUCAUUGAUACAUAUGUCUUAUAUAUAUGAAAUAUGAAUACCCAGAAAAUAUCAAAGGUUUAACUGUCGUGAUCCAAUUUGAAUAUUUGACGUGUCAAUUUAUGAAAUAAUUCUUAAGAAUUCUAAUCCAUAGAAUUUUUAACCUGCGCGAUCGUAACAUCAACAUAAAAUAUUAUAAUCUGUAAAUGUUUAAAAUUAUACUAUUCACGUGAAAGUGUGAAGAGCUCGACUAAUUAAAUACUCAACUCAGUCAUGAUAUCCAAAAUUAUAAUUUAGGAAAGUAAUGAUAUUGCGAGUAAACGCUAAUUAUUAGUACCAUGUUUAAUUGUUUGUUUCGGAGUACUGUUGUCACAAAUAAAAAUUAUGAAUGUAA